AUGCUAUCUGUGCUUCCAGAUAAAAUUGGCAAAGCCUUUGGAAAUGGUACACUAUCGAUCUCCUCAAGCAGAAACAAUAAAUUGGCUGAACUUAUCAAUUCUAAAUACACUGAAGAUCUGGUUGAAGCAAUCAGAAUUUUGUAUUGCGUAUCAAUCUUAUUUAUAAAUGUAGUAAUAUUUACAAAACAAAGAUCUAACUCUAUAUAUGUCGAGAAUAAUUAAUUUACUUCCAAGAGAGGAUCUUGAAUUAAAGAGAUUAUGCUAAAUAUUGAUAAGUGAAUUUGCAGCUUAGCCAAAUGCAAGAACAAGCAAAUCUCAAGGGGAUGUCCUUAUAUUGGCUACUGCUCCCAUUUUUAAGGAUCUAACUAAUUUAAACACUUCAAUAAAAUUAAAUGCUCUGAAAACAUUGUCAAGUUUGAGAAUCUAAGAACUUACUCCUAUGUUAUUCACAGCAAUAAGAAAGAUAUAAGCUGAUAAAAAUCCAUUGGUAAGAAGAAGUGUUGCAUUAUCAAUUCUGAAAAUGCAUGAUUUGUGUAGUGAUGAUGUUUAACCAGAUGAUUAUAAUGAUAUUAUCAAUUUUCUGCUUAAAGACACUCAUCAAACUAGACUUUAUGCUAUAUAUGUGAUUUUCAAAAUUACUGGAGAUCUUUCAAUAUUACAUAAAUAUUAUUUUUAACUUAUCAAAGAUUUGUUAAAUUUUAAUAGUUUUGAUUUGGAAAGAGCACUCCAAUUAUUGUAUUAAUAUAGUGUGAUGUACUUCAAGGAAGGAGAUAAAGAUCUAAUCAAAUUAUUGGAUGCCUGUGAAAUCCUUCUAAGAUUACCUUAUCCAGGCAUUGUUUUAGCAAUAUCUAGAUUAUAUCUUUAGUUCCCACAAGAAUCUAGAAUUAAGAAACUUAUCAGAACUGUUGUUAAAUUUUUAAAUAUAGGAUCUGAAUCCAAAUUUAUAAUCCUUCAGAUGUUACAUCAAUUAGCCCUCUCAUAUCCAUAAUAUGUGAAAGAACAUUAUAGAGCACUUUCAAUCCUAUAAAUUGAAAAACUAUAUUGUAAAUUACUUAAAUUAGAAAUUCUAUCCUUAUUAAUAGAUGAGAAUAAUUUUAAUAAUAUUCUAGAAGAAUUGUUAUAUUAAGCCAGAUCUAAUUAGCCAUAAUUGGUAGCUGUUGCUGUCAAGCUAUUAUCUAAAACGACCAUUAAAUUCCCAAAAUUCAUUAAGCGUACUAUUAAAUCUCUUCUUGAUAUCCUAAAAACGGGUAGCUCUGAUACUAAAAAUCAUGUUAUAGCAUCUUUUUGUAAUUUAAUUAGCACCUAAGAGAAAAAAUUACCUCUUCUAGCUAUUUGUCUUUAAAAUAUAGAUGAUAUUAGUGAUAUUAGAUAUAAGGCUACUGUUAUAAAGCUUCUUAGAUAAGAAAUAGAACAAAUACCUACAAUUGCUGCUGAAAACUUAAGAAAAUUAUCAUUGAAUUUUUCUUAAUAACAUGAAAAUGUUAAAUAUGAAGUAAGCUUAUUUCUUAUUUUUUAGAUUUUAUUGCUUAGUCAUUAAUUAUAAUCUAUUCAUUAAGAGUAAUAGAUCGAAUUACUCCAUUAAUACAUAAUGACUUUGGCUAAAUUUGACUCAAGUCUCUUGGUUCGAGAUCUAUUUAGAACAUUGGCAAAAUCUGUGGAUUUCAAGGAAGACAUUGUUUAAGAAGAAGAAAAAAGUUCUGCCCCUCCAGUAGAAACCUAAAAACUUCCUAUAGGAUCAUUAUCGCAUUUGGUUGGUAUACAUUUGCCUGGGCUUAAGUUGCCAACCUACUUAAAUGAAGAUACAAGCGAAAAAAGAAAGGCUGAAAUAAUAGUGGCACCUUAAAAAGUUGAAUAACCCUAAUAACAAUAAUAAUAAAAAUAACAACCACAAUCCUAAAAAUAACAAUAAACAUAAUAAGUAGAAAAUAAAAAAGAAGUUCUCAAAAAAGUUGAAGAAGAUGUUAAAAAGCAUUAUUAAAAUUUAGAUUAAGUUUUAAAUGACUUCUUUACCGAUUGA
This is a messenger RNA of Paramecium octaurelia, 2017 nucleotides long. NCBI's taxonomy places the organism in Eukaryota, Ciliophora, Oligohymenophorea, Peniculida, Parameciidae. The record is from the annotation of a GenBank genome assembly.